CCAGCGCAUUCUUCACCAAACCGGAAUAACAGAGUGCUGACAGGACGAACCACAACCACAGAGACAGUAACAGACAGGGGGUUUACUGCCACUCUACCCAUCAAUUAGUCCCGAAAAACUCGACGUCUUUCGGUUUCUCUACCGUGUCGUGUUUGCGGACUAAACGGAGACUUUAAGAGGGGCGGAAGGCUAGAGUACCAGGCAUCCGGUUAGACGCGCUGGCUCUCCGGGCUGGAGUCCAACUUGAGCCGGACACUUUCAGCUGUCCACGUCGUGAUGCGCACUGGACUACUUUUUUUUAACAAAAAUAACCGUUUUUUUUAAGACUGUGUGUUACAUACGAAAAGCUGGUAACUCUUAGACUUGAGUAGGAUUGUUUUUUGUUAUAAUUGUCAAAUAUAAGUAAGCUGGAACAGUAAUUUAGACUCGGAUGUGAUUUAUCUACUCAGCUGGCUGGGCAGAUAGUUUGUUUACGGAUCACAUCAGUCAACUAAAAGAUAGGCUGCAUAAUUUGAUCAGCAGUUUCGUUUUGUUGUUACGAGUGUAGAUACAUUUUUGAGUCUAGCCAGCUUUUCUGCGAUCAGAAUUGUUGUUUUUUUUUUGUUUUGUUUUGUGCCAAGUCUGAUAGGGUUUGGUUUGUACGCCUAUGCAUAUUCUUGCUAGCAAACCUGCCUGAGUUUUGGACUGGUUAGAUCUUAGUGCCAGUGUGCUAUUAGUUUAUAAAAGGAGGAAACACCGCAGAACAUAUUUGUUCAUCUGAUCUCAAGCCAGUCUGCUGUGGCUUCAUAUAUCUGGCUUGUUUUCUAUUGAUAGGUCUGUAUUGGUGAGGCUCAAGCUGGCUGACAGGUGAUAUUUUCUCUCUGAAUCCUCUGAACUGCGCUGACUGAUAGCUAUGACAUUUUGCAACAGUUGUUUUGUGUCUUCAGACUUCAAUAUUUUCAGUUCCUACACUUGGUGCCAAUGCUGUAUCAGUAAUAUUAGCUAACAUAAGCUCAGCUUACACCAAAAAUUAGAUACAACAUAUCAGUUGAGACAGAAUUUUUACUAGUUAAGGUAAUUUUUCCUUUCUUUCUUCUACAAGUAUAUGAAUUAGUGCCAAUUGACUUGGUAGCUGGUUCAAAACUUCUCAAACUCUGAGAAAUAAGUCAUAUUACAGUUUGUAUCAAGUCAGUUCAUUAACCUGAUUAAGGCAAGUGUAUUUUUUGUAAAAUCAUCAGCUCAUAUACGAGGUCCUGGAAAUACACACAUUGGCUGCAAGACCAGGUCAAGUUUAGUGGCAGUUAGCACAUUUUUUCUCACAACUGACUAAAGAUGUCAGGACAGUCUAUCACGGAUCGCAUAGCGGCGGCCCAGCACAGUAUGACUGGAUCAGCCAUCAGCAAAGCCGUCUGCAAGGCCACGACGCAUGAAGUCAGUGGACCCAAAAAGAAACACCUUGAUUAUUUGAUCCACUGCACCAAUGAGAUGAAUGUGAAUGUGCCCCAGCUGGCAGACACUCUGUUUGAGAGAACCACCAACAGCAGCUGGGUCGUGGUCUUCAAAGCUCUCAUCACAACACAUCAUCUAAUGAUGUAUGGAAAUGAGCGUUUCAUUCAGUAUCUGGCCUCAAGAAACACCCUCUUCAAUUUAAACAAUUUCCUUGAUAAAGGUGCAUUGCAAGGCUAUGAUAUGUCCACAUUCAUCAGACGGUACAGCAGAUAUCUGAAUGAGAAAGCCCUUUCCUAUAGAUUAGUGGCCGUGGACUUCACCAAGAUGAAGAGAGGUAUUGAUGGUGUCAUGCGCACCAUGAACACAGAGAAGCUAAUCAAAACGCUGCCUAUCAUUCAAAACCAGCUGGAUGCACUGCUGGACUUCCAGGCCAAUCCUAACGAGCUGACUAACGGUGUGAUCAACACUGCCUUCAUGCUGCUCUUCAAAGACUCUAUCCGUCUGUUUGCUGCCUAUAAUGAGGGUGUUAUCAACCUGCUCGAAAAAUAUUUUGAUAUGAAGAAAAACCAGUGUAAAGAUGCUUUGGACAUCUACAAGAAGUUUCUGUACAGGAUGACGAAGCUGUCAGAGUUCCUCAAAGUGGCUGAGCAAGUUGGGAUUGAUCAGGGUGACAUCCCAGAUCUCACUCAGGCUCCCAGCAGUCUCCUAGAGGCUCUCGAGCAGCACCUGGCCUCUCUGGAGGGAAAGAAGACCAAGGAGCUCUCUGCCGACAGCAGAGCUAAUACUCUGUCCAAUGCUGUGUCAUCCUUGUCCAACACUGGGAUGUCCUUCAGCAGGAUGGAUGAGAAGGAGAAACAACAGGCCCUAGAGGAGGAGCAAGCUCGUCUGCAGGCUCUCAAGGACCAGCGUCUGAAGGAGAUUGGCAUACAGACCCCCUCUGCUUCGCCCAGCACACAGUCUAUGGGCAGUGCCAACAACCAUACCGUGGGCAUGGACCUAUUCACCAACACCACGAGCUUACCCUCCAAUCACAGCAUGCCAAACCUUACCAGUGACCUGUUUGACCUCCAGCCUGCCUUCGUCCCUGCUGUGCAGAGCACUCCUAUCUCCACCACUGGCAGUGCCUGGAGAGGUCUAGAGAGCAGCACUCUUCACCCCAUGGCUUCCAUGCCCACCAUGAAUGUAGAUUUUGAUGCUGUUUUUGGGACUAAAGCUUCCAAUAGUGACGAGAAGCCUUCAGCUGGUUAUGAUGCAGCAGGAGACUUGUUGAAGCCCACGAUGACGGUUCACAGUCAGGCUCCUAUAAUGCCACCUCAUACAGGCAGUAAAUUGCUGGCUAAUGACCUCGACUCCUCUCUGGCCAACCUCGUAGGCAACCUGCAGUUUGGGGGAACACUGGGCAAAAAAUCUGAUAUGCAGUGGACUCAACCUGGAGAGAAGAAGUUAACCGGUGGCACCAACUGGCAGUCAAAGACCAUGAGCAGCACCACUGCCUGGAGCCCCAACCCCCUGCCACCUGCUGCCAUGCCACCUGCCGCCAUGCCCGUGCCACACAUGCAGGCUCCUGCUCCCAUGGCAUUUCCCAUAACACCUCAAGUGCCUGUGUAUGGAAUGGUUCCUCCUCAGCUGGGACAGAUGGGGGGCAUCCCAGUAAUGACCCAGCAGCCCAUGUUGUACAACCAGCCUGUUCUCAGACCCACUAACCCAUUCACCCCCAUCCCAGGAGCCCAGGUGAUCUUUACCAAUCCACUGAUGUGAUGCUGUUUUUUGAGAUUUCUAACUGUCUGUGUGCAGAUGCAGUUCAUGUAGUACUUCAGCAGAUCGCCAAACAAGACAGCUCAAAGGAACACAGAGCCAGUGAGAGGAGGAUCCAACUACCACCAAAUAAAAGGAGGGAGAGACAGAGUGCAUAUGAAUAGGAAUGUGUUUGUUUCAAGAAUGCUUACCUCAUUGUCUGAAAUGGCUCACCCAACACACACAUAUACACGUACACCAAACGAGAGUGUUUCAUUUUUCAUCUCUGGAGGUUCAUUUCUUUCCUCGGGUACUGUAUCUUCUGACAGGUGAUUUAUAAUUGGAAUCGUGGCUUUUAUUGCUGGUAUUACCAUUCAUAAAGAACUCUCUUUUUCUUGACAAUUAGUAUGAAUUAGAUAUGAAGCUCAGCACAGUGGACUUCAUUUUAUUAUCACAUUUUACUCUUUGUUUCUAAGAUACCUGUGCUGUUUUAAUGACAAAGAUGGAUAUUUCACCAUAGAAAAUGCCCUUAACCUGCACAGGCCAAAACGGUAUGUGUAGAUUUUUAGAUCAUAUAUGUUUCAUAUGUUUAAAUGGCUCAUUUACGCAAUGUCCAGCACAAGGAAAGAAUUUGUUACACCUUAUAUAAGGUGCUCCGCAUCCCCAAGCACUUUUCACAUGCAUUUUUGUGUUAAAUAGAAAUAAAACAUUGAGCUGGUCUCUGAUAUCUAGAACAUUAAUAGUAAAACGUUAUGUCUCGCUGUUACUGAUGGCUUUUGUUGUAAAUGGUCAAUCAAUCCUUUUGUGUUUAUACUGGGUUGGGAGUUGCUGUUUCAGACAUGGUGGUCUUGCACUCACACAAACACACACGCACACACACUUUACCGUAGCUUCAGACUGGAUGUGUUACGAACAUGAAGAGCCCCCUCUCACUCGUCUCUCACCUUGUUUUGUCACUCCCAGGACACUGAUAAACAUAUCUGCUCCUGUUCUGCUGAGUGUUAACCAAACUUGUCAUGUAUUUACAACUACAAUUCUCACUUUGAGGUCACUCCCACCUCUACCACCCAGAGAGACUGGGAGAGAGUAAAAGAAGCAUUGGAGGAAGGUACAGGGCAGGGGUCGGCAACCUUUUUGCCAAUUCUAAUUUUCCUUGUUAAUCACUGUGCUAAACACCCCCCAUGUAUAUCAUAUAUCUGGACUAAAUGUAUAACAAUGUGUGUUUCAAAAGUCCAAUUGUGAAAAUGCUUCUGUUUUGCAUUUUUCUAAUUUUUUAAAUUCUAAUUCUAUUUUCAUUAUAAAUUAUAUUGUCAGCAUAACAGUUUGAGUGAAACAUUUAAUUGAACACGACAUAAAUUCCAGAGUUUCUUAAUUUGACAUGUCCACCUUCAGCUUUAUGACUUGCACUUGCAUACACUUGGAGCUUACAUGAAUAAAACCUGAUGAUCAUGUUAUUCAGAAUUAAUUGAGAGUAUUCCAACAAUCAUCUUGUGUGCUUCUGUGGAAGCAAGAAAACAUUGUUUUCUUAUUUACAUCAUGUGUUGCAAAAAGGAACAAAUAGAACAAGAAAAUACAGGCUGUCAUUUGUUCUAAGCGAAUCAAAGCAGACGCGUUUACUUUCACGACUCAACGAAAAUAAAGCGCUGCGAUGCCAGCGGCUUGUGAAGAGCAAAUGGUUUGCACGUGCUGCGUUCUUCUGUUAUUGACUAGGCCAGUUUAGUCUAAUAGUGUUUAGUUUCCCAUUCAGCUCAUAACUAAAAAAACAUGCUGCGGAAUUUUGAUGAAAGAUUACAACAAGCAGUAGAAUGCGAGGGACUUCAUAUAAAUAAAAUGCAUACUUUUCUCUUUUGCUGUUUAUCGGCACGCGUGCCCUUGGUUGCCGACCCCUGGUACAGGGCAUCUGAUCCCUAUUGAAUAAAUGCUUUCUAUUAGUUAGGGUUUUGUUUAUUUGCUUUGUUUUGUUAAUCAUAUUUUUUCUGUAAGCAUGUUACUUUUAAAAUUUAUAGAUUGGUAUGAGAAUCAUGGGCUGUUUUAUAUUGCCAAAAUAUGUAGCCUGCAUAAAUGAUUGAAUUGUUGAAAUGCCACAAGCUAGCCAGUGUACCAAGCCCCUGAAAUCACAGUACUGCAUUUAGUUUUCUAUUUCUUUUUUUUUUUUCUCAGAGGAAUGCACUUAUCGGUGUUUGAUAACAUUUGAUCCAAAAUCAAUAGUUUAAAAUUAGUUUUGUGUAGCUCCUUAAAGGUUAACAGGGUGUCUUUAUUUUGCUUCUGCAGCCAAAGCAUUUUCUGUCCUCCUGAAAUCCCUUUAACCCUUUAUAAAGCAGGUGUGCACUCCAGCCUUCACAUCAUCUUCUAAUUCCCAGUACUUCCAUAAAAUGUUCAGUGAUAUUGUUUAGGAUCUAUUCUGCAUGGAUUGAACAGAGGUGUGGCCACUGGAUGUGUGGUGUUACAUCAGGUUUAUCUGGUGUCGUUAAAAAGUCUCUUUCUUUACUCCACCAUUUCCCUCAGGAAAGAGCCGGCCAAGUAGAGAAGAGUGUGCAGUAUGCCAAAUGAUAAAGCCCACUGUAGCGCCGUUGUCUGUUUCUCCAUUUAUAAAAUGCACUAUUCAAUUCUUAUCUCAUCAAUCAUGUGCGAGAGCAGUCUUAAAGGAAUGUUUCGGGUUCAAUACAAGUUAAAGGUGCUGUAAGCAAUUUAUUUUAUUAUUAUUAUUAUUUUUAUUUUUUUAUGGAAUGGUAUGUAGAAAAUGUUCCUUAUUCUUGAAGGAUAUCACUGAAAUAAGUGUCCUGAGAUAUCUCACCGGUGUGUGUGACAGCACUAGACUGUUUAAACAGCAAACAAAAAUGUGACUGCGGGCUGUGGACACAUUCUUUGAUCAGCCAAUCAGAAAACUUUGACGUGCUUUCUGCCUGUCGAUCAUUUUGCGCGUUCCCAUAGUAUUGUAGUUGAAGCGGAACAUUAAGGUUGAAUUUCAGAUUCAUAACUGUUGUCAGCUGAGGAUGCUGUUUUUGCUGCUGUUGUGUUUGACAACACUUAGAAGACGCACUGAUCUACUGUUCAGUCUCAACACUGUCUUUGGAGGGUGGUGUUUUGGAAAGGGGUUGUUUAAUUCAGUGGCUCAGUAUUGUAGUUCCAAAUAGCUAAAAUAGCUUACAGCAACUUUUAGCUCAGUCAACAACAUUCGUUGCAUAGUGUUGAUUUACCACAAAAAUAAUUUAAGCCCACCCCUUGUUUAUUUGAAAAAAAAAAUAAAAUAAAACAAUUGCGGUUGCAGGACGGAACUUACAAUGGAAGUGAAUGGGGCCAGUCUAUAAACGAUAAAAUGCUUAAAGGCGUGCAUUCAUCGUGGCAUUGUUUUGACAACCUUAUGCAAUGUCACAUUUAUUUCUGUCCAGAGUUGUUUUUUUGCCGAGAUCUUGUAUUGACGACAGGAGAGUAGAACCACUCAAAGUCUUUUCCAGCACAUCCCAAAGACUUUCAAUGGGUUUAAGGUCAGGACUCUGUGGCAGCUAAUUCAUAUGUGAAAAUGAUUCCUCAUGCUCCCUGAACCACUCUAUCACAAUUUGAUCCCAAUUUGUCUUGGCAUUGUCAUCCUGGAAUAUGCCCAUGCCAUCAGGGAAGAAAAAAAUCUUUUGAUGGAUUCACCACUAUCCAUCCAGAUUUUAAUAAUGCUUUGGACAGUUCUUAACACAGUUCCGGUGAUUUCAGCAAUCUUCUUAGUUGUUUUCUUUGCUUGAUAUAGGACAAUAAUUUGCCACUUCUGAAAUACAGUAACAUAUAUUUUCAACGACCACGGGAUACAUCUUCCGACAUGGUUGUUUAAGAAAUGAGAAGCUACAAACUGCAUCAGUUAGGGUUUUAAGAAUUGUUGCCAGCUGAAACAUAUUAAUCACUGCAAUAAUGAUACAAUAAUAGGCUCAUUUAAAUCCAAAUGGCAACUAUUUUGGCCAGGCAGUGUACAUGUUAACAUGAUUUUACUGUGAAAAUAAAUCACUUGCACACCUUAUCUGUGUAAAGUUGUAUCAAAUACCUGGAUUACAAGGUUUUGUUGUCAUUACAUCAAAGUUGAAUUUUAAAUAUUGGAUAAAACUUUACAUAGAUAAGGUUAGCAACUUUAUUAAAAUAAAAUGUUAGCGCGUAUAAUGUUUACUUGUGUCUACACUUUUGAGGCAAAGUUUAUUUUAUCAUUUAUAGACUGGCCCCAUUAACUUCCAUUGUAACUGUAAUUUAUUAUUAUUUUUAAACUAAUGAGGGGUGUUUAAAAUAUUUUUUGUGGUAAUUAACAUUGUCACAAAUGCUGUUGAUUGAGCUUAUAUUGAACCCAGAAAAUUCUUCAAAAAUAAUCUGAUUCAUCAAGAUUAACAAUUAACCAACCAUGGUCAGCAUUAACCAAAAAAAAAAAAAGAUGUUUAAAUGGGCAGAAUGAGAGUGACAGAGUGACCUCCUGCCCUCACUUUAUCAGAAACAGUGUUUAUUUCUCUCUCUGUUGUUGAUUAGUUAUUGAGCGACCUUUAACAAGCUUUUACAUUUAUUCUACUUUGAGCGCCGUCAGUGGUCCAAGAGACUCGGAUUGAAUGAAUUGUUUUUAUGCAGGCUUAGUGUUGAUGUACUCAUUGGGUUUACAAGGUAAAAGGGCGCUGGAGAGAGGUGUUGGUUAAUUAGGAUCUAUUCUAUUAUCCCAUCACCGGAGGGCUCGCUUGUGUACAUGAGCACGAGAGAGUGAAAGUCUGAUUGUGUGCAUCAGUGAGAGUGAAAGGGUGCUAUCAUGAGCCUGGGUUUCCAUGGUAAUCUUCCGUUUCAAUUCUUUGUGGCACAGGUUGAUGAGCACAGCUUUUUUUUGUUUCUUUUUGAAGCCAUAUUAAAACCUUCCCUUAGUGUAGACUGUCUCUUAAAAUGUAUUUUAAGCGUGGUUUCUUUGGCAACCACAGAGGUGUAGCAAUUCUUGGAUUACCUGUAGUCUUGUUGACUUGUUUCAUUGGCAAUGGGUCUUUUAACCAAAGGUUACUUAAGCCUUUUUUCUUGGUUUUACUGUGCUGUAAGGAAUAAGCUGUCAACUGCUCCCUCUCGUGGUCUUUGUUUGCUUAACAAUUGAAGUGACUUGAAGUGUGUCCCCUUUAUGUAGACAGCUGUUGGGAUCUGACCCAAGUCUUUGUUUGACUGGUGUUUAUGGGGCAGUUGUGCACACAAAGCAAAUUACUAACUUUAUCAGACUGUUUUAGAGCAGUUAGCCAUACUGAAGAAAAGCCAACAAACUUCUAGACUAUUUAGCCUGACUUUAAACAUCUAGGUUCUACCCAUUUAUUGGUCUGGAAUUCUCCACUCUACAUUGGCUUCUCAGAAUGGGUGUAUCAGCAUGUACAGCCAUCCUGGACCUCUAGUGGAGAAGGGAUGUUUGGUGUAAUAAGUUGGUGUUCAGGGUCCUUUUCAUUUCCACGCUGACUCUGGGAGCCGUCUGGCUUCUCUGACAAGAUGUGCAUGCUUUUGUUGGCUAUUUGUCAGCUCCGUCAUGUGUUCCGUGGGUGUUGCUGCACAUAAGUUCUUAUUUUAAUAUUAUUGUCCUUUUUUCUGUUCAAGCAUUUUAAUUUUGAAAUAUGUAUUCAAUACAAGCAUAUUCAUCCCCAAAGGAGGAAGGCUGCAUUUUUUUUUCAUUCGUCACCAAAUGCCAAAAAAGGAUAACACAAACCUCUGUUUAUGCUGAUUUCCCCACUGUACAAUUGUUUUAUUUAUUUAUGCAGACCAUAAGGAUUCUAUUCAGCAUUGGUGAAAAUGCAUAAAUCAUGGGAUUGUUUCAUUUUGUCUUCAUUUUUGUCUUGCUUUCAUUGACAUAAAUAAAGUCAUUUUUCAUUCCUAAGUUGUUGGUUAUGUGAAUUUAGUUUUAUUGUCUGCCAUAUGUGACAUUUGAUUCAUCUCACCUGUUUGACGCCACAGUAAAUCAUAAGCAAGAAGGUCGUUGUUUUAUAUGGUAGUUCAUUUUGGCUGUUUGGAUGGCUUUUUGUUUAUUUCUCUUGCCUCUUGAAAUUGCACUUCAUGCCUGCUCACGGCCCAUUAUGCAGGGUUUUUUUUAUGAAUGCACGUUUAAAAUACCUGGUCAAAUUUGUGCAGUGCUGUGUUGUAUUUCCAUGUCUUUCAAUGUGAGUUGAAUCUAUUGCACGGGUUCACUGCAACAGGAAUCUACCUGAUUAUUACUUUGUAGCAUUUUUUGAGAUGGUGGACUCAACCAGGAACAAUCAGCCAAUGUUUCUUUGUGUAUCAUCUGUUAUUAGACCUUGUGAAAUCAAAACAAACAGGAACUGUAGCUGGUUGUAAUGUACGGAAAGAGACACUGUGCGAAAACACGUUGCACUUUGUGGGCCUUUUUCCCCACUUUGUAGCAAGUCGCACCAAGUCAAACUGUGAUUUGGCUGUGCCUUCCAUACAUGAUGAAAUGGUCCUCAUGGUCUCUAGAGACCUGUAUGGUCACAUAAAUAUAAAAAUUUUAACACUUAGAAAUGUUUUGGAUAGACAUGAAAGUGUUUCAUGGACUAUUUAAAAGAAAAUAUGUGGCCAGACUGAUUUCAACCUGAUUUCAUUAGUUACCAAGUAACUAAAUCCAAUGUACAAAUUAUUUAUCCCUCGGCUCUGCACACUUCUGAAGCACACUAUGUGCGACGUGAAGUAUAUCCUUCACUCUAUCUCUUAUUUAAGCUUAGCCACGGAGCAAGCACAUCCUGGAUUUCCUUUCAAAUAUGUAAUGUUGGGGAAAAGGUAUCAGACAUGAUUGCUCGUGGCACUCAUACAUAAUCUCUCUAAAGUCUUAAUGGUGAAAACAUUUAAUCUGUAACUAAAUCUGAAACAACAACCCCCAUCAUCUUUCAUGUUAAACUGCCUUUGGUUUUCCCUGUGAGCUUCUUGAAUCCUGCAGCACUGGUUGAAGUUAAUGAUCUUAUGAUGCCAGUCUCUCCUGAACUCUCUUUUGUAAGCUUGCAAUGAGAUGUUCAACCCAGGACCAAGAAAUGUCAUGGAUUGAACUCCAUUUUGUUUUGAGUGCUUUAAUUUGUACCUGUUUUUCUUGCAUGUUUUUGUAUCUGACAUGCCUGGGAAAGUUUAACAGUUCCAUGUAAUGUUCUAUUAAAUAUGGUGCUGUUUUUGUAGUAGUUGUCGUAAUGAUGGACGGGUUCAGUGUAUUUGUUAUUUUUAUGGUUCAUCAGUGGUUGGUUGUGCUGAUCUGGUAUGUUAAAUUCUUUCUUGCUUUUUUGCUUGAGUAAUUUUUUUUUAUUAUUAUUAUUAUUGUGUGUGUGUGUGUGUCUCAGUCUCUGUUAUGUUGUAUGUAUCUAUGAAGAAAAUGUAUGGUUGCAAGCCUCUAACCUGAGUGAAUGCCUUGUGAAUAAAUGGAUUUAACGCUUGCAUUCACCAGUUUCUUAAUAAAGGACAUUUUUAACA
Molecule: messenger RNA, 10575 nt
Organism: Myxocyprinus asiaticus (Chinese sucker)
Lineage: Eukaryota; Metazoa; Chordata; Actinopteri; Cypriniformes; Catostomidae
Product: phosphatidylinositol-binding clathrin assembly protein-like
Exons: 19
Coding region: 1312-3186 (624 amino acids)
Biological process (GO): clathrin-dependent endocytosis; synaptic vesicle budding from presynaptic endocytic zone membrane; clathrin coat assembly
Cellular component (GO): extrinsic component of presynaptic endocytic zone membrane; clathrin-coated pit; synaptic vesicle
Molecular function (GO): 1-phosphatidylinositol binding; SNARE binding; phosphatidylinositol-4,5-bisphosphate binding
Source: RefSeq, a predicted model, not a curated record